AUGGCCAGACAAGGAGAUGGUUUUGAGGGAAACGUGCAACAUCUUCAACAUAAUCCUAUAUACAACUGCAAAACAUGCAACAAGGAUUUUGAACAUGCUAUUCACUGUUACUACUUGGUUGUACGUGUCUCUGAUGACUCAAAGGGAGAAGUCAAGUUUUUGCUUUUCAACAAUAUUGCGGAGAGGCUCAUUAGGAGACCUGCGUUUGAGUUAGUCCAAGAGGCUGGUCAGGAAAAUCCACAUUUUCUACCUCAGUCUCUAACUGAUUUGAUUGGGAGAAAACUUCUAUUUAAGAUUACUAUCGCAACAAGACAAGGUCCCAACAUGACACGCCAUAGUAUCCCGACUGGUCCAGCAGUGUUUGUAGAAGAUGCACCUCGUGAAGCUACUCAAAGUCCAUUCCAACAAACCAAAACCAAUGAAUUUAUUCCUCCACCAAGGUUCAUCGUCGAGGAUCAUCCUGAAGCUUACAAUAAUAGAUAUGCAAUGGAAAGUGAGUCUGAAAAUGAAAAUGAUAAUGAAGAUGAGGAGAAUCAGACUUACACUACCUAUCCAGCUGGAGAGACUUUGAUAAACACAUCACCACAACAUAUCCCACAAGAAACUAAUAAUACAGUUACUUCGCCUAUUGUCAUUGGGAUACAAAAAAACGGUUACUACGACGACGGAGAUCCAGGUUGGAAUUUUGUACUUCCUCGGCUCGCGAAUCCUCCAAUGGAGUUAAUGACUUUGUUAUGCAAAGGAGACGAGUUAAGCAAACAUUAUCGAGAGUUCAUACGAGCUUACAAUAUGAUGUUCUCUUUCACAUCUCUUGGGGGGAAGAUAGAUCAUUCUAUUAACAAUGGUCGUGGACCAUUUGUUUUCCGAAUGUCCGGUGAGAACUAUCAUCGUAUUGGUGAUAUAGUUCCCGAGCCUGGACAAGCUCCAAAAUUUUCCCAGCUCUAUAUCAUUGACACUUUAAAUGAGAUCAAAAAUAGACUUGACGCUUAUGCCGGGUCUGACAGAGCUGCUGCUAAGAAACUAAGAGAACCACUUGUUCUUCUUCUGAAGAAUAUGUUAGAUCAGUGUAACCCUCAUGUCAAGGCUUUUAGGUCUGCAAGAGACAGAUUCGACGUGGAAGGAUCAACAGGUUAUAGGAUGAGAUUGAUUGAAAGUCGACAAUCUGAUGGACGGACCCAUAAUCUGCCGACUGCAAAUGAAGUUGCUGCUUUGAUACCUGGAGAUUUUGUUUUAAAUAUGGAGACACGAGAUAUUGUUCUAGAGAGUACAAGUGGAAAGUUGCAAAGGAUAAGUGAAUUACAUCCGGCGUAUUUGCCUCUGCAAUAUCCACUAUUGUUUCCAUAUGGAGAGGAUGGCUUUCGAUUAAAUAUUCCUAUUGGUUUUGAAGACAGCACUGCGAGAAAACGCAAGAAUGUAACUAUGCGUGAGUACUUUGCAUUUCGGAUUUUAGAGAGGAGGUGGGAAGCACCUACAAUUACAAGAUCAGGCAGAUUGUUUCAUCAGUUCCUUGUGGACGCUUACACAAUGAUAGAAUCGAGUAGACUACGUUACUUGUGGCUGAAUCAGAAAAAGCUCCGGUCAAGUAGUUACGCUGCAAUCCAGAAAGCAGCUACAAGAGCUGGAGCUAAGAUGGCGGAACAAGGGAGCCGAAUUUUCAUUCCAGCAACUUUCACCGGGGGAAAAAGGUAUAUGAAGCAGCACUACUAUGAUGCCAUGGCUCUGUGCAAAUACCAUGGAUUUCCCGAUAUUUUCAUCACUUUUACGUGUAAUCCAAAAUGGCCUGAAGUUACAAGGUAUCUGAAAAAAUAUAACCUGACCACCGAAGACAGGCCAGAAAUAUUGUGUAGAGUUUUCAAGAUGAAACUCGAUAAUCUUAUCGGCGAGUUGACUAAAAAGAACGGCUCCUUAUUCGGUCCUGUUGCUGCAGUAAUGUACACGAUUGAGUUUCAAAAAAGAGGAAUGCCACACGCUCAUAUUCUUGUCUUCAUGGAAAAAGGAUCAAAAUUUCCAACAGCCGAUGAUAUAGAUAAGAUUAUUUCCGCUGAAAUACCAGACAAGACAGUAGAUCCAGACCUGUAUGUGAUCAUUGGGGAUUGUAUGAUGCAUGGUCCUUGCGGUGCAGCAAAGAAGGAUAAUGUAUGUAUGGUUAACGGUAAAUGUUCUAAGAUGUUUCCGAAACCUCUCAACAUCAGGACAUCGAUUGACGCAAAUGGAUUUCCAGCUUACAUGCGUCGGAUUGAUGGUAGGUUCAUUGAGAAAAAUGGAAUCAGAUUAGACAAUGGAUUUGUUGUACCAUACAACAGAGACCUCAUGCUCCCAUAUGAAUGUAGAGUGGGACCUGAUUAUGCCUCAGCUACAAUGGAUAAAGAAGAUGAAGAUGGCGUCAUUGACGAAAUCAAAACAUAUUACGACUGCAGAUAUAUUACUGCAUGCGAGUCGUCUUGGCGGAUUCUUGCUUUUCCUACACAUUUUCGUACUACUUCUGUAGAGAAACUUGGCUUUCAUCUUCCGGAUCAGGAACUGGUAUUUUUUGAUGAAGACGAACCUAUUGAGAGUAUUCUCAACAAAAAGACUGUCAACCAAUCCAUGUUUUUGGCCUGGUACGAGAGAAUGGGUACCACGGAAACGAGGCUUUGCGAUAGGGAGGAUUGCGCAUAUUCAGCCAUCAGAGGGCCGACAUCAUACGAGGAUAUAAGAACAGUUGAUGGUGUUUUAUAUCAUACAUACGAAGAUGCUUGCUAUGCGUUGGGAUUGAUGGAUGAUGACAAGGAAUUCAUAGAAGCUAUCAAAGAUGCCAGUGACUGUAGUUCUGCGACGUAUGCAAGGAAGCUUUUUGCGAGAAUGUUGGUUUCCAAAUCGUUGUCUCAGCCUCAUGUAGUGUGGGAAGCUACUUGGGAGUAUCUUACCGACGAUAUUCUUUACAAGAAGCGGCGAGAAACUGGACGACCUGAUAUGAACUUGACCAUAGAGCAGAUCAAAAAUAUUGCUCUUACUGAGAUCGAAAAUCAUUUGCUCAGCAAUGGUCGUAGCCUCAAGAAAUGGCCCCACAUGCCAAAGCCAGAAAAUUUUGGAGAUUACAACGGCAAUCGCCUUAUAGAUGAUGAGCUUAAUUAUGUUGUGGAAGAUCAGCUAAAGGAAAAUGAAAGACUUAUGGCGAUGAUAACAGAUGAGCAAAGAGGGGUAUACGAACAGAUUCUGGAUGCAGUUUUAAAUGAUAGCGGUGGAGUGUUCUUUCUUUAUGGUUAUGGAGGCACAGGAAAAACCUUCGUAUACAGAGCACUCUCGUCAGCUAUCCGAUCUAAAGGUAUGAUUGUUCUAAAUACCGCAUCAAGUGAAUUGCAGCAUUGUUGUUGGAAGGAGGUAGAACCGCACAUUCCAGAUUUGGUAUUCCGAUAG
Brassica napus (rape) is the source of this 3396-nucleotide messenger RNA. RefSeq lists its product as uncharacterized. The transcript is spliced from 15 exons. Gene Ontology annotation, biological process: DNA repair; telomere maintenance. The record is from RefSeq and is a predicted model, not a curated record. Gene Ontology annotation, molecular function: DNA helicase activity. Bases 1 to 3396 code for a protein of 1131 amino acids. Lineage: Eukaryota; Viridiplantae; Streptophyta; Magnoliopsida; Brassicales; Brassicaceae.